AGGUCCUUUAAAAACUACGAUGGAUGUUAUUAACGCAGCUAAAAAAAUUUCUGAAGCUGGUACUAAGCUGGAUAAACUAACCAGGGAAAUAGCAGAGCAAUGUCCAGAAAGCAGUACAAAAAAGGACCUCUUGGCGUAUUUGCAACGCAUUGCCCUAUAUUGUCAUCAAAUUCAAAUAACUUCGAAAGUAAAAGCAGAUGUUCAAAAUAUAAGCGGUGAACUUAUUGUUUCCGGGCUGGAUAGUGCUACAUCGUUAAUUCAAGCGGCUAAAAAUUUAAUGAACGCCGUUGUAUUAACGGUAAAGUACUCAUAUGUGGCAUCAACAAAAUAUACAAGGCAAGGAACUGUGUCUUCCCCAAUUGUAGUAUGGAAAAUGAAAGCACCAGAAAAAAAACCUUUGGUCAGGCCGGAAAAACCAGAAGAAGUACGAGCCAAAGUUCGCAAGGGAUCUCAAAAGAAGAUUCAAAACCCUAUCCAUGCAUUAUCUGAGUUCCAAAGUCCUGCUGACGCUGUUUAAAAAUUGAUUUUCUAUCAAUAUCUAUUAAUUACCAUAAACAAAGUAGUAUUAAAAUCAUUGCGCUUAUCUAUGGUUACGAGGGCUGCUAUAUAUAAUUCUGGCCUUAUAAUGAAAAUACGAAUAUUUAUCAACGAAAAUGGUUUUAUUGUUUUUCAAAACAUAUGCGCUCAAACCAAUUUUCGAAACACUUUUUCCACUCCGAUUGAGAUGCUUCAACAGCAUCUCCUGGCGAGGAAAAUUGUUGACCACGCAUUAUUUUCUUAAUCUGUGAGAAAAAAAAAAAGUCAUUGAGUGCCAAGUCAGGGUUGUACGGCGGAUGACCCAUCAAUUCGACGUUUUGGCCGGUCAAAAAGGCGCUGGUUGAGCCGAUGUGUAAGAAGAGCUCGCAUUGUUAUGAUGCACAAUGAUUCGUCUUCUCAUGGUCGUUUUUCCCAUUUCUCCGAAGACUUCAGGCAAACAAAUGGUGUUUGCUCAAGCGGAACAGUAUCACACAUGACCAGUUUUGCCAAAAAAACAGGCUACCAUUUGCUUCGAAGUGCUUCUUCCACGAACAACUUUCGUUGGAUUUGGCUCGUCUUGGAAGACCCACACGGUCGAUAGCUCUUGUUUCGGGAUCAUACGGAUAGAUCAAUGAUUCGUCACCUGUGACGAUCUUAUAAAGGUCAUUUAAAGCACCGCGAUCGUAUUUUUUCAGCCUUUCUUUGAGCGAUUGUUAGAUUGUGCGGGAUCCAACGAGAACAAACCUUUUUUACGGCCA
Molecule: messenger RNA, 1274 nt
Organism: Drosophila santomea
Lineage: Eukaryota; Metazoa; Arthropoda; Insecta; Diptera; Drosophilidae
Product: catenin alpha-like
Exons: 4
Coding region: 20-517 (165 amino acids)
Biological process (GO): cell-cell adhesion; cell migration
Cellular component (GO): adherens junction; catenin complex
Molecular function (GO): actin filament binding; beta-catenin binding; cadherin binding
Source: RefSeq, a predicted model, not a curated record